GAUUUCCUUAUAUGUUCAUAUUGAAUGCAUCUUGCUUUGUCUCCAGCUCAUCUGUUACCAUGACAACCCUUUCACGUGGGGAAACAACUCACACAUCAUCAACUCUGGUGCCUACGACAUCUCUCUGAUACCAUCGAGCUUUUCCCCCGGGGAAAUAACAGACACAGAAGAGGAUAUCCUGAUCACCAUCGCCACUAAUGGAGCGGACUCUUCCAGCGGACUGGUUCAUGAAGUAGAUUCCAUCGGCAAUGGGAGCGUGGUGCACCAUGCGUUCAACAUCUCAGACGUAGAUGAUGCUUUCGUCGUCCAAGUCACUGCGCUGAACAGGAGUUCCAAAAUAUCCGUGUUCGGCAGAGGAGGAGGCUUGGCCCAUAGUAAAAACUGUGAAGUAUGUUUGACCUGGCAAGACUGGAAACCGACUGCCUCCCAUCAUGGCGCUCCUGAGUCUAGGUCUGUCGUGUUUUUCGUGUCGGGAAAGAAUCAUACCGGAAAGUAUUCUGUCGGAGUACAGGUUGCUGGUAUUGACGAUGUCUACCAAGAUGCAGUCGAUGACGGCGUACUUCUUGUGGACCCUGCUGACCAGUCCGGCCUGAAUGGAACCCAGUUCUACAGCCUGAAGGUGCUGCGUCUGAGCUGUCGUUAUUGGGCGGAGGACACAGAGAGCUGGCUUCCCAACGGAUGUAGAGUACAUCCGACCUCCACAGUCACCGAGACUGUCUGCGCCUGUAAUCACAUGACAGCAUUCGGGGCUGGCUUUGUCACCGCGCCAAACACGAUUGACCUGACCACCGUGUUUGACAAGUUCUCGGACAUAGGGAACAACGCAGGGGUCCUCGCCACCGUGCUGACGACUUUGACUCUGUACUUUGUCGUGGUCAUGUUUUUAAGGAAAUUUGACAAAGUCGGGACGAAGAAGUUGAUUGUCCAUAGCCUACCAGACAACCGCUCCACGGACACAUAUUAUUACAAGAUGACAGUAUACACCAGUCAUGGCCGAGGAUCUGGAACUAAGUCCAACGUGGCCUUCUCAUUGUUUGGUGACAAAGGGAGUACUGGAGUUAGGGUGUUCAAGCAAGACCCGGGUACCUUUCAGGCUGGUGGCGUGGAUAUCUUCUUGAUGGCUGUAGAAGAAAGUCUUGGUGAUCUUCAAAGACUUCAGAUCUGGCACGACAACCAGGGCGGCGACGACAGGGCCUGGAAGCUAGAUAAAGUCAUCGUAAGAGAUCUGCAGUCAGGAGAUACAACCAGUUUUCUGUGUAGCCAGUGGCUCUCACUGGACCACGGGGACGGUAGAACGAACCGGAUUCUUCCUGCUUCAACAGAACAAGAUCUGUCGUCCUUUCACCUUUUCACUACAAAGGCAGCCGGCGAUUUUAGAAAUGAGCACAUCUGGCUCUCCACCUUGUUCUGCCCCAGGGGAAGCCAUUUCAGCAGGGUUCAACGUCUCUCCUGUGGACUGUGUAUCAUCUACACCACCAUGAUUGCCAACGCCAUGUGGUACAGAACGGAAGACAGCUUGCACCAACCGACAGUGGUGAAUCUUGGGAUAGUUUCCUUCACCCUUCACGAGUUGUACGUCAGCACGAUGACGUCAUUGUAUGUCCUCCCAGUAAACGUGCUCCUCAUCCAGCUCUUCAAAUGGUACAAAGAAAAGAAACAACCGACCAAGAAUCCCGUGCAUGUCGCAGAGAAAAGAAACAUCAGGGCUUUGCUUUUGAAAACUCAAUCGUCCUCCCAAUUUCUUCCCCAUGGAUUUGUGUACGUGGCCUGGUCAGUCCUGGUCCUCAUCUGCGGUGUAUCGGCGUUUUUCACCAUUCUCUACAGCCUGGAGUGGGGACCUGAGACGGCAAACGCAUGGCUGAAGACAUUCUUGAUGUCCUUCGUGCAAGAUGUCUUUGUAGUUGAGCCAGUCAAGAUACUGGCUGUCUCUGCCCUGGUGUCCUUUGUCUUCAAGAAAUCCGCGGUGGUAUCGACUCGGGAUGACCACGUCAGACAACACGUUGACGUGGAGGAUUCCAGUCCGUCAGAAGGCGGCCUGUUUGCCUGGAUAUCUCACCGUGCGACCAUGAGAGUGGCUAAACAGCAAUUGCAGAAAGUUCUCUGGAAACAUCACCAAGCGGAUAAAUCUUCGAGAGAGCAGAAGAAAAGAGAAGAGACAAGAAAGAGCACAGACAAUGUGAUACAAGAGGUUAUCAGUUUCUUCCUGUUCGUGGUGAUUCUGCUAUUUGUGGCCAAUGGCGGUACAAACGUCUACUCUCACCACGCGUACAACACGAUAGGGGGCCUCUUUCAAACGGAUUUUGAUCAGAUCCAAACGGCGGAUGACUAUUGGUCGUGGGCGCGCGAUGUCCUUGUUCCGGGUCUAUUCCAGGAACGACAUUACAACGGUGAUAAACUCGGUUGGAGACGGAAGCGUUUCAUCAGUGACACCGCUUCUUACAGGAUCGGAGCUGCACGCUUCAAGCAGAUACGAGUAAAACGCCGAUCCUGUGGCUUUCACCAGCGCUACACCAGCCUGUUCUUGAACCAGGAAUGCAACAGCGGGAACUCCUUCUCAGACGGGGAAACGCGAGACUUUUUGCCCGGAUGGAGACUCCUCUCCUCCUCCAAUUUGUCCGAAGAUGUCCCUGAGCAAUCCCCCUGGACCUACCAGAUCCCCGACUCUGGUGGCGAGCUACCCGUGAUGGCAGACAUUGCCACGUACGGCUCGGGAGGUUAUGUUGCCGGAGUAGGCAGGAACAAAGAUGCCGCCCUCGCUGACAUCGCUGACCUGAAGGAAGCCGACUGGAUUGACCGCUAUACACGCGCUGUCGUCGUGGAGUUCACAGUUUAUAACGCCAACAUCAACUUCUUCAGCACGAUGUCGUACACGGUGGAGUUCCUCAACAUGGGAGGGGCGGUGUCGUCACGCUCUAUCCGGACCUACCGCUUUCAUCGGUUCGUGGGCCCAGCUGGGUAUAUAAUCCUGGCUCUGCACAUCCUUUACGUGGCGUGUUUCCUGUACAUGCUAUACAGGGAAGCAAAAAUGAUGAAGGAACAGGGGAAAAUGUACUACCAACAACCGUGGAACCUUCUGGAGAUUGUCAACAUCCUGGUUUCUUUCAGCGCAUUUAUCGUGUUUGCCGUCGACUACAUUACAUCGAGGAGAACUCUGGACAAGCUAUUUUAUCACCAUGACUCGUCGAAGUUCAUCAGCUUCGAUCUUGCUUCCUUCUGGAACCAGGCGUUUGUUUGGACAGUGGCCACCGUCGCCUUCAUCAACAUCUUAAAGUUUCUUCGCCUCCUUCGCUUCAACCCGCUCAUGUCUGUCUUCAUGACGUCACUGCGGCGCAUGUUACCAGAGGUUGCUGCCUUUGCCUUCUAUUUCACCCUCCUGUUUAUGUCAUUCGUGCAGCUGGGACACUUGGUGUUCGGACUGAAAAUACAGGAAUACUCAACGAUUGCCGCAUCAGGAAAGAGUCUCUUCGUCUGUGCACUGGGGACUUUCAAUUUUGAUGAAAUCCUAAGCACCAGUAGAAUUAUCGGGCCCAUGUUCCUGUACGCCUACCUGUGCAUCGUCUUCAUCAUCAUCAUCAACAUCCUGGUGGCCAUCAUCAAUGACGCACUUGUGGUCAUGAGAGGGUUCACGCCGCCUCCGGAACAUAGGGAGAUUCUGGACGAGUUGUGGAGGAGGCUUGCUAACUUCAUUGGCCUGGCAAACUCUGCAGGUCGGGAGGAUGACAUGCUGGCAUCGGAAAGACUGGAUGAUCGUUUGACUCGACUGGACCUUCUAACACGGGCCAUGAAGGAGAGACAAGUCGCAGAGAAUGUGAUGCGAAAGUUCUAUCAUGGUUUACAUAAGAAAUGA
This is a messenger RNA of Branchiostoma floridae (Florida lancelet), 3847 nucleotides long. Its product is annotated as polycystic kidney disease protein 1-like 2. Bases 734 to 3847 code for a protein of 1037 amino acids. Gene Ontology annotation, cellular component: membrane. The record is from RefSeq and is a predicted model, not a curated record. NCBI's taxonomy places the organism in Eukaryota, Metazoa, Chordata, Leptocardii, Amphioxiformes, Branchiostomatidae. Gene Ontology annotation, molecular function: calcium ion binding; protein binding; calcium channel activity. Gene Ontology annotation, biological process: detection of mechanical stimulus. The transcript has 13 exons.